UUGCAAACCCGAUUGGAGUGGCUGUCUCUGAGAUGGAGGGCAGGAGAAGAGACGAUCGUUUCUAGCCAGGGCCAUGGAUUCAUCAUUCAAUGAUUUAUAUAGGUUUGUGGACUCGUGACCGCUAGCUCUCUCCGAUCAUGUUGGUCAGCUGUUUAUGUGGGACUGCUAGAUUCCUCACUUACCAUGCACUUUGCCUAUUUGACCGUGUGCAGGCCGUGGUUCAAGCAUGGGCGGCCGUACCUUAUGCAGAUGACUGGUGAAGAAGUGGUGGAAGAAUUCCGCAUAGAAAAUCAUCUUGCUCAGCAAGGACUGGAAUCAAUCCUGCGUUUGGGGCUCUGCCCCAGGGGAUCAGGGAGACUCAUCAUUGGACCUGACUGGGCGUUCAAAGUUGCAUACACAGACUCAUACUGGCUGAGGGAAGAUGUCCGCUCAAUGUUUAAUCAGCUACCGCUUGGUGUGCCAUUAGUUCUGGGGCUGGUUGUGGUGUACCUGGACCAGGGGUGGAGUUUGUACGUCUUUGACAUCCUGUGUAGAGUUCUCCAUAUCAUUGAUCCGAACAUCUCCAAGCCUGGGAAAAGCAGGAUGAAAGCAAAACACUUGCAGAAUGUGGGUGAGCUACUUGAUGCAUUCGUGAAGUGUGGUGACAUUUUCUGGGGGCAAGGGAAGGUGCCACAUAAUGGGUGGUCUUAUUGUUUCCAUGCUACAGGUGCCUAUGAGAGCACGGACACGGCGAUGCAGGUAGUCCACCACAUCAUCAACUUUGUGCCUGGGUAACACCCGCUGAACUUGACUGAGGCUGCUUCGGUUGCUCUGAAGAAGAAGCUCCUUCGCGCUGUACUCACGAUGGCGGGGAACACUGGGAGUCUGCCCCGACGUGUGGAAGCCUGAGUGCCUUCCAGAAGGCCUGGUUAGCCCCAACAAGAAGACCAGGCGCUUGCUUAUACUUGCAAGCAUGAUGAUUUUUGUUUCAUUGUGGCUAAGUAAUUCACACGAAUUGCGAGGGAGCUUGUGUUGAUUGGCUCGUCGUAUGCCAGAUAUAUGGAACGUAUCAGCUAUAUAUUUGGUAAAGAUCGGUACUGCGACAACGACUGGUGCAUGGGCCUUAGAUACGUGCAUAUGUGGUAAAGUGUUUACGUUAUACAGUGUUCGUCGCAACGAUAAUAUUGCGUACUUCAUUCUGCGCGUGCACAGUGCUCCACAGGUGCGCCAGACGUCUGUCAGUGCCCGGUACAUCAAAUACAGCAAAUACGAAGCAGA
Aegilops tauschii subsp. strangulata is the source of this 1257-nucleotide messenger RNA. RefSeq lists its product as uncharacterized. The record is from RefSeq and is a predicted model, not a curated record. Lineage: Eukaryota; Viridiplantae; Streptophyta; Magnoliopsida; Poales; Poaceae.